Molecule: messenger RNA, 1622 nt
Organism: Vespula pensylvanica (western yellowjacket)
Lineage: Eukaryota; Metazoa; Arthropoda; Insecta; Hymenoptera; Vespidae
Gene: rogdi
Product: protein rogdi
Exons: 6
Coding region: 333-1133 (266 amino acids)
Cellular component (GO): RAVE complex
Source: RefSeq, a predicted model, not a curated record
AGAAAGAGAGAGAGCGAGAAAUUCUGAAGUACUUUCCAAAUGGAUAUAAGGCAGGAUAAGUGCAAUCCGAUGUAAUAUUUUUUUCUAACUAUAAAAAGAUCUGUAGAAUAAAUUAAAAGUUUACUACCAUAUCUCGCUUAACUUUAUUUAUUUCGGUAGUACAUCGAAUUGCAAGAGUUUGAUAAUCAUAGAUCACUAUGCUCCGUUAUAAAAACGCAUAAAAUGAUUAAGUUCGUCAAAGAUUCGUAUGACGCAGAAAUAAUUUAGAGGAAGAUUGAAGAGGAAGACGAGAAAAAUUGAAGAUUGAGGGAGACACUAUCAAUAGUGAAAAGAUGGCGGACUGUGAGAAAGAGGAGGCUCAUAAUCUCCAAAUGGAGUUUGAAUGGCUUCUACACGAAGAAGUUCACUCUUCAUUAUCCCAACUUCGCAAUAUCCUAAUGGAAUGCGCACAACGAUUUCCAUUGGCUGUUUUUGGUAAUGAUCAACUCAAUAAGACAGACAGAUUUGUAUUUGCAGCUCCGCAUGAUCAAGUAAAAUGUGUAGCAGUACUUACCGGUGAUAGUAUCACAAAUGCAGAAGUUAAUUUCAAAGUACAACGUCAACCAAAUGUUAACAUGAGAACAAGUAUAGUAAAUGAACAUCCUUGGAAAUUACAACAAAUACAAGAUGCUGCUAAUCAUUUACAACAAGCUAUUGCAUAUAUUGAUAAUGUUGAUCGGCAUUAUCUUUUCAAAACAUCAGAUGAAGUUAUGCAUGUACUAGGUAAUAUAUUGGGUAGUCUUCAACGGAGCAGAACUAGUUUAAUUGUUCCCAGAAAGAAAACUAUCGAUGACCUCAUCAAAAGUCGAAAUAUGAAAUCUUUAAGUCCUAAUCUUCCAGAGAAUUUAGCUAUUAGCUUUUACAUUCAAAGCUAUAAACUGGUUUUAGCAGUCUAUCAAUUAGAAAAUGCACAUGGUAGUGUUAAACAUGAAACUCAACAAGCAGAAUGUAGUGUACCAUGGUUAAAUGAUGCAUUGGUACUUCUAACCAUAGCAUUGCAACUUUGUCAACGUUUGAAAGAUAAGAUUUGUGUUUUUUCUCUAUAUAAAGAUUUUACUGUGAGCACACAUGUUCCUUCAACUACCAGUUGGUAACCUUAGAUAUAAUUUCAUCUUCAAAAUACUGUAUUAUAAAAAUGGUGCUAUAUAAGGAUUAUUGGUUCUAGUUAGCUGCUAGUUCAACAAGCCAAUAAUGCUUAUUAAAGUCAGAUAGAGGAUAGCAUCCCCUUUUAUUAUUUUAACUAUUAUUGUACACGGAAUUUGUUUUUACAAAUUUUAGAAGUAAUUAUUUAUAGUGCGUGCCUAGAAUAGUAUUAUAGAAAUUUAAUAUUUCACUAUGAAACACUAAAGGAUGGAGGUGCAAAAAUUAAAAAUGGUAUUCUCAUGCUAUUUUGCACACUACAUAAAAAUUAACUAGAUACAACAGAAAAAGGAAAUUCAUGUAUUUUGCCAAUUAUGUGUGUGCCGAGAGUUACUUUGUAUUGAAAUACUUCUUUUCCUUAUGUAUUUUUACAUAUGUGCAAGUUUAACAAAUUUUUUAUGUAAAGGUUGCAUCUUCUACACAACAAAUUUGAGUUGAUUGAA